Messenger RNA from Talaromyces amestolkiae, 1875 nucleotides. RefSeq lists its product as uncharacterized. The record is from RefSeq and is a predicted model, not a curated record. The transcript has 3 exons. The coding region runs from base 1 to 1875 and encodes 624 amino acids. NCBI's taxonomy places the organism in Eukaryota, Fungi, Ascomycota, Eurotiomycetes, Eurotiales, Trichocomaceae.
AUGGCCACCAACGAGAAAUAUGAUGUGGUUAUUAUUGGUGCAGGCUGGUAUGGCCUCAUCGCGGCUACAACAUAUCUGCGUCUUGCUCCCGAGACAAAGAUUCUGAUAGUCGAUAAAGGGCAUUCCAUUGGCGGUGUCUGGAGUGAAGAGCGUAUCUACCCCAACCUUUUUGCUCAAGUUGGUCAUGGAUUGUUUGAGUACUCUUUCUAUCCCAUGCCGGCUGAAGGUCUUUCUCCGGAUCGAUACAUCUCGGGUAAAACCAUCCACGACUACCUAUACAACUUUGCAAAAGACUAUGACCUUGUUCGCCGAGUGCGACUGGACACCGAAGUGAGCAACGUUGAGAAAAUGGCCAGUGGAAGCUGGCGCCUCGAUAUCGCCGGCGACAAGCCCAUUUGGGCUUCCAAACUCAUCAUCGCCACCGGUGUUGCUUCAGAACCGUAUAGCCCUAAGUGGCCCAAUCAGGGAUUCACCAAGCCUAUCAUACACUCAGCAGAUAUUGGUGUCUCUUUAAAGAAACUUCAUGAUCCCGCUGUCAAGCGAGUCGUUGUCCUCGGAGCUGCCAAGUCUUCCUACGAUACCGUAUUCCUACUCUUGAAAGCAGGCAAGCAUGUCGACUGGGUUAUCCGAGAGAAAGGUUCCGGUCCACUAGCCAUUAUGCCUCCGCGACUUCUUGGAUUGAACACUGUCGAUGUCAUGGGCACUCGCGCCUUGGCCUCGUUCAGUCCUGCUAUUCUCAACACACACGGAUUCUGGUACAAUGUACUCCAUAACAACCCAGUCGGUAACUUCGUGACCAUGAAUUUCUGGAGAUUUGUUAAUGGACUGGCCGAGCUACAUGCGGGAUACUCAAAGACGGAAAAUGCGACCAAGUUGAGACCAAUUCCAUUUGGUGAAGGUAUCUUCUGGGCCAACUCCGGUCUAGGUUUGGCCAGUGUUCCUGAUUUCUGGAAAACCUUCCAUGCCGGCGACGUCAAAGUACACCGUACUGAGAUUGCCUCUUACAGCGACACCGAUAAGGUCCACCUUAAGGAUGGAGUCACCGUCGGCACAGAUUAUGUUAUUCUAUGCACAGGAUGGACUGAUGCCUUGGAGCCCUUCAAUGAACGCCUACGGGUACAAUGUGGCUUGCCGUCCAAAGCAGAUUUUACCGAAAAAUGGAAGAAAUUGGAUGCCGAGGCUGAUGACAUUGUCAGCAAAAAGCUUCCGGUUCUCGCCAACCCACCUGAUACGUUCGUCGAAACGGCCUCACAGCGUCGUCCUUGGCGCCUCUACAGGCGGUUGAUCUCUCCCAAGAUGGCUGCCGUUGGUGACCGUUCAAUCUUUUUCCCUGGUCAAAUUCAUUCCGUCUACACGCCUCUAGUUGCGGAAAUGCAAGCACUUUGGGGCGUCGCCUACCUACUCGGUCAGCUCGAAUUGCCCAACCAAGACGACAUGGAGAAAGAAAUUGCGGUGUGGAACGCAUGGACUCGUAAGCGGUAUUUGGAACAGGGUAGGAAACAUGCGUAUUCUAUCUAUGACUACUUGGCUGUAAGUUUCAUCCGGUUAUCAAACCCCCCCCUCACCUAUAUUACCAUUGUUAUAUUCAUAGUCCUUCCUACUAACAUCAAUACGAAGUAUGUCGACACUCUUGCACGAGAUCUUGGCAUCAACACCCAUCGUAAGGCUAAUCCUAUCGCUGAAAUGCUUUCAACCUAUGUUCCAAGCGACUACAACGGGCUUAUCGACGAAUAUCUUCAUAACCGAGAAAGAAAAGCGGAGCUGUCGGGCGAGAAAUCCAGCACCAACGGUCAUGCAAACGGCAAAACAAAUGGGGCCGUCAAUGGUAAGGCCAAUGGGUAUACAAACGGGCAUACUAAUGGCAAGACUAGGUAA